AUGCAUGGGGGUGGUUGUGAGCCUCCAGUUGCAGGUCUGCAGGCCCGGGAUCUGCAGAUCACCAGGUGGUGGGGAGCUCACUUCUUGUCACCAAGAAGGUGGGGAAGCGAGGAUGUGGGCACUGUGUUUCCCCAGUUUCUGGUGUGGGUGUCAAAGCACUCCCUGAAGAGUGCAGCCAGAAAUCACAACCAGGCCCUGACUAAAUGUGCCCAGAUGGGCAUCUGUAUCUGUUUCACUUGGUUUCUUGGUUCUUUGCUACAGGGGGAUCCGAAGGGUCAUUAUGUUUCUCAUCUGCCUGAUAACAGAACUCUGAUUUUUUCAGAUGCUAGGCAACAGUUUUUGAUCACAGAGAUGCUGGCCUCCCCACAAGAUCCAGAGGAGGACGAAUGCUUGGUCUAUGCAAUUGAUUUUGGUUAUGGAAAAAUUCCCACAGGUAUUCUGAGACAAGUAUUCCUUGAGAAUCACUGCCUUAGGGGAGGCUGUGACCCCUUGAGGAAGGACCCCAAUACACUGACAAAAAUUUUUACUGUUAAUCUUUCUCCCAGCCUUCCCCAAAGAGAUCUACAGCCUUUUACAAGAGUGACUAUUCAUUGGGGAAAAGGAAAUAAUCAAGGCUCUCAGGGAUUACUGGAUACUGGCUCUGAAAUGACUCUAAUUCCAGGAGGCCCAAAACAUCAUUUUGGGCCCACUAUGGCCGAAGUAGGGGCGUAUAGAGGUCAAGUUAUUAAUGGAGUCUUGGCUUAUGCCCAUCUCACAGUAGGUCCAGUGGGUCCCUGAACCCAUCCUGUAGUGAUUUCCCCAGUUCCAGAAUGCAUAAUUGGAAUAGAUACACUCAGCAACUGUCAGAACACCCACUUUGGAUCCCUGACAAACGGACUAAGGGCUACUAUCGUAGGAAAAGCCAAGUGGAAGCCAUUAGAACUGCCCCUACCUAGGGAAAUAGUAAACAAAAAGCAAUACCACGUUUCUGGAGGGAUUUCAGAGAUUACUGCCACCAUAAAGGACUUGAAGGAUGCAGGGGUGGUGGUUCCCACCACUUCCCCAUUCAAUUCGCUUAUUUGGCCUGUGCUAAAGACAGAUGGAUCUUGGAGAAUGACAGUAGGUUAUCAAAAGCUUAACCAGGUGGUGACUCCAAUUGCAGCUGUUGUUCCAGAUGUAGUUUCAUUGCUUGAGCAAGUUAAUAGUUCUCCUGGUACCUGGUAUGCAGCUAUUGAUCUGUCCAAUGCCUUUUUCUCCAUAUCUGUUUUGAAGGACCAUCAGAAGCAGUUUGCCUUCAGCUGGCAAGGCCAGCAAUACACCAUCACUUGCCUACCUCAACACUACAUUGACACUCCAGCUCUGUGUCAUAAUUUAGUCCAAAGGGACCUUGAUCACUUUUCUCUUCCACUAGACGUCACACCCCAUUACUUUGAUGACAUUAUGAUGAUUGGACCUAGUAAGGAAGAAGUGUCAAAUGGCUCUGGACUUAUUUUGGUAAAACAUUUGCAUGCUAGAGGGUGGGAAAUUAAUCCCACAAAAAUUCAGAUGCCUUCUACCUCAGUGAAAUUUCUAGGGGUCCAGUGGUGUGGGGCAUGUUGAGAUAUUCCUUCUAAAGUGAAGGACAAGUUAUUGCAACUGGCUGCUCCCACAACUAAAAAGGAGGCACAAUGUCUUGUGGGCCUCUUUGGAUUUCAGAGACAACACAUUCCUCAUUUGGGUGUGCUACCCCAGCCUAUUUAUCAAGUGACUCGAAAAGCUGCUAGUUUUGAGUGGGGCCUAGGACAAGAGAAGGCUCUGCAACAGGUUUAGGCUGCUAUCCAAGCCACUGUACCACUUGGGCCAUAAGAUCCACCUGAUCAAAUGGUGCUUGAAGUGUCAGUGGCAGUUAGAGAUGCUGCUUGGAGUCUUUGGCAGGCCCCUGCUUGUGAAUCACAGUGCAGACCCUUAGGAUUUUGGAGCAAAGCCCUGCUAUCCUCUGCAGAUAAUUACUCUCCUUUUGAGAAACAGCUGUGGGCUUGUUACUGGGCCUUAUUAGAGACUGAAUGCUUAACCAUGGGACACAAUGCCACCAUGCAGCCUGAACUGCCCAUCAGGAACUAGGUGUUGUCUGACCCACAGAUUCAUAAAGUUGGAUGUCCACAGCAGUGCUUCAUCUUUAAAUGGAAGUGGUAUAUACAAGAUCAGGCCCGAGCAGGACCUGAAGGCACAAGUAAGCUGCAUGAGGAAGUGGCUUAUAUGCCCAUGGUCUCCAUUCCUGUCACAUUGCCUUCCAUCUCCCAGUCUGCACCUAAGACCUCAUGGGGAGUUCCUCAUGAUCAGUUGACUGAAGAAGAGAAAACUCAUGCCUGGUUUACAGAUGGUUCUGCAUGAUAUCCAGGCACCACUCGCAAGUGGACAGAGGCAGCACUACUCCUUUCUGGGACCUCUCUGAAGGACAGUGGUGAAGGGAAAUCCUCUCAGUAGGCAGAACUUCAAGCAAUGCACCUGGUAGUUCACUUUGCUUGGAAGGAGAAAUGGCCUGAUGUGAGACUGUAUACUGAUUCAUGGGCUAUGGCUGAUGGUUUGGCUGGAUGGUCAGGGAUAUGGAAGGAACACGAUUGGAAAAUUGGAGACAAGAACUUAUGGGAAAGAGGUAUGUGGAAAGACUUCUCUGAAUGGACCAAAGAAGUGAAGAUAUUUGUGUCUCAUGUGAAUGUUUGCCAAAGGGUGACAUCAGCAGAGGUUGAUUUUAAAAAUCAAGUGGAUAGGAUGGUGCGUUCUGUGGAAACCAGUCAUCCUUUUUCCCUAGCUACUCCCAUCGUUGAGCAAUGGGCUCAUGAACAAAGUGGCCACAGUAACAGGGAUGGAGGUGACUUCCACUCACCAAGGCUGACUACAGCCACUACUGAGUGCCCGAUCCGCCAGCAGCAGAGAUCAACACUGAAUCUCCAACAUGACACCAUCCCGCAAGGGGUUCAGCCAGCAAUUUGGUGGCAAUUUGAUUACAAUGAACCACUUCCAUCACAGAAAGCACAGCAUUUUGUUCUUACUGGAAUAGACACUUAGUGUGGAUAUGGAUUUGCCUUCCCUGCAUGCAAUGGUUCUGUCAAAACUAUCAUCUGUGGACUUACAGUAUGCCUUAUCUACCAUCAUGGUAUCCCACAUAGCAUUGCCUCAGAUGAAGGAACUCAUUUCACAGCAAAUGAACUGUGGCAGUGUGCCCACGCUCAUGGAAUUCAUUGAUGUUACCAUGUUUCCCACCAUCCUGAAGCAGCUGGCUUGCUAGAAUGAUGGAAUGGCCUUCUAAAGACACAAUUAUGGUGCCAGCUAGGUGGCAAUACCUUUCAGGGCUGGGGCAAUGUUCUCCAGGAGGCUGUAUAUGCUCUAAACCAGGGUCCAAUAUAUGUUUCUGUUUCUCCCAUAGUCAGGAUUCAUGGGUCCAGGAAUCAAAGAAUGGAAAUGAGAGUGACACCACUCACUAUUACUCCUAGUGACCCGCUUGCAAGAUUUUUGCUUCCUGUCCCUACAACCUUAUGCUCUACAGGUCUAGAGGUCUUAGUUUCAAAGGGAGGAAAGCUUCCACCUGGAGAUACAUCCCUGAUUCCAUUGAACUGGAAGCUAAGAAUGCCAACUGGCCUCUCUGGGCUCCUUAUGCCUCUGGAUCAACAGGUAAAGAAGGGAGUUACCAUACUGGCCGAAGUGAUUGAUCCUGGUUACCAAAUUGAUAUUACAUAAUGGAAGUAGUACACCUGGAAUGCAGGUGGCCCCUUAGGGCAUCUCUUAGUACUACCAUGCCCUGUGAUUAAAGUCAAUGUAAAACUACAGCAACUCAGUUCUGACACAACUAAUGAUCCAGACCUUUCAGGAAAGAAGGUUUGGGUCACCCCAUUAGGCAAAGAACCAUGACCAGCUGAGGUGCUUGCUGAGGGCAAAGGGAAUACAUAAUGGGUAGUGGAAGAAGGCAUUUCCAAAUACCAAUUAUGGCCAUGUGACCAGUUGCAGAAACGAGUACUGUAA
Messenger RNA from Loxodonta africana (African savanna elephant), 3975 nucleotides. RefSeq lists its product as uncharacterized. Gene Ontology annotation, molecular function: RNA-DNA hybrid ribonuclease activity; aspartic-type endopeptidase activity; nucleic acid binding. Gene Ontology annotation, biological process: DNA integration; proteolysis. The record is from RefSeq and is a predicted model, not a curated record. NCBI's taxonomy places the organism in Eukaryota, Metazoa, Chordata, Mammalia, Proboscidea, Elephantidae.